AUGAAGCUCAGUCAACCACUAAGCAUCUUCGCGAUUCUCGCAGCAUCAACUGUCGCAGUGGCCGUUCCUCAAGACGAUGCAUGUGCACAAUGCCUCACUGAGGGCACUUUCUGCGAGGGCUUCGCAGGACCCGUUGGCACCUGUUGUGAUGGAUUAGUUGACGGAUCUGUUCAGUGCUUGGCGAAGGGCGAAACUUGCGUGAGCAUUGCAGGCCCUGUUGGUACAUGCUGUACUGGAAAAUGUACCUUCGUUGCACCGGACUACAGCGUUUGCAAGUGA
Sclerotinia sclerotiorum 1980 UF-70 is the source of this 279-nucleotide messenger RNA. RefSeq lists its product with no specific name. The record is from RefSeq and is a predicted model, not a curated record. Lineage: Eukaryota; Fungi; Ascomycota; Leotiomycetes; Helotiales; Sclerotiniaceae. The transcript has 3 exons. Bases 1 to 279 code for a protein of 92 amino acids.